Messenger RNA from Phyllostomus discolor (pale spear-nosed bat), 1060 nucleotides. RefSeq names its product NSE1 homolog, SMC5-SMC6 complex component (gene NSMCE1). The record is from RefSeq and is a predicted model, not a curated record. The coding region runs from base 133 to 933 and encodes 266 amino acids. NCBI's taxonomy places the organism in Eukaryota, Metazoa, Chordata, Mammalia, Chiroptera, Phyllostomidae. Gene Ontology annotation, molecular function: ubiquitin-protein transferase activity. The transcript has 8 exons. Gene Ontology annotation, cellular component: Smc5-Smc6 complex; nucleus. Gene Ontology annotation, biological process: DNA damage tolerance; double-strand break repair via homologous recombination.
GGACGAAUCCUUCCAACUCUCAAUGGAAGCGCUGCCUCUACGUUCGCCCCGCCCGGAAGGAGAGGCAGAGGUCGCUUUUCGGCCAGCUAGUCGGGCUGUGAGGCCAGCGCUUGGGCGUUGCGUUCCUUCACCAUGCAGGGUAGCACAAGAAGAGUGGGCAUCAUGACUGAUGUCCACCGGCGGUUCCUCCAGUUGCUGAUGACUCACGGAGUGCUGGAGGAAUGGGACAUUAAGCGCUUGCAGAAGCAUUGCUAUAAGGUCCAUGACUCCAAUGCUCCUGUGGAGAAGUUGGAGGACUUCAUCAACAACAUUAACAGUGUCUUGGAGUCGCUGUAUAUUGAGAUAAAGAAAGGAGUCACGGAAGAUGAUGGGAGACCCAUUUAUGCACUGGUGAAUCUCGCAACGACUCCCAUCUCCAAAAUGGCCUCAGAUUUUGCAGAGAAUGAACUGGAUCUGUUUAGAAAGGCUUUGGAACUGAUUAUUGAUUCAGAAACUGGCUUUGCCUCGUCCACAAAUAUUUUGAACCUGGUUGAUCAACUUAAAGGCAAGAAGAUGCGGAAGAAGGAAGCUGAGCAAGUGCUGCAGAAGUUUGUACAAAAUAAAUGGCUGAUUGAGAAGGAAGGAGAGUUCACCCUGCACAGCCGGGCCAUCCUGGAGAUGGAGCAGCACAUCCGGGAGACAUACCCUGACUCUGUGAAGAUCUGUAACAUCUGCCACAGCCUCCUUGUCCAGGGUCAAAGCUGUGAGACCUGUGGGAUUAGGAUGCAUUUACCUUGUGUGGCCAAAUAUUUCCAGUCAAAUUCUGAGCCGCGCUGCCCCCACUGUAAUGACUACUGGCCCCAUGAGAUACCAGAAGUCUUCGACCCUGAGAAGGAGAGGGAGGCUGGAAUCUCCAAAUCGAACAGAAAGUCCUUGCGAUCCAGGCAGCACUAGCUGGUGUGCUGCCGCAGGCCCUGCUGGAAGAGAGAUGUCAGUGUUUCACCUGAGUCAUCUCCUCUGUGCUUUAUUUUCGAUUAGCAGGUUUCAAAUAAAACUUACUGAGCAGUUGCUGCACAGCCUC